Cutaneotrichosporon cavernicola is the source of this 870-nucleotide messenger RNA. RefSeq lists its product as uncharacterized. Lineage: Eukaryota; Fungi; Basidiomycota; Tremellomycetes; Trichosporonales; Trichosporonaceae. The record is from RefSeq and is a predicted model, not a curated record. The transcript has 7 exons. Bases 1 to 870 code for a protein of 289 amino acids.
AUGGCUGCCCGUCUCCGCCUCCAGAACAAGGUCGCCAUCGUCACCGGUGCCGCUUCCGGUAUCGGUCUCGAGACUUCGCUCCAGUUCGCCGCUGAGGGCGCGCGUGUCGUCCUCUCCGACGUUAACGAGGCGGCUGUACUCAAGGCUGCCGAGCUCGUGCUCAAGAACUUCCCUACUUCGGAGGCGUUUGGCGUCAAGGCCGACGUGUCGAAGGAGGCGGAUGUCGCGGGUGUUGUUGAGGCUGCCGUGGCCAAGUUUGGCCGCCUGGACGUUAUGUUCAACAACGCCGGUAUCAUGCACCCCGCUGACGACGAUGCCGUCAACACUGAGGAAAAGAUCUGGGACCUCACCCAGGCCAUCAACGUCAAGGGUGUCUGGUACGGCUGCAAGCACGCCGUCAUCGCCAUGCGCAACAACAAGGCUGAGCCGGAGAAGGGCCUCGGCAUCGGCGGCUCGGUCAUCAACGUCGCGUCCUUCGUGUGCAAGGUCGGCGCUGCCACGCCGCAGCUCGCGUACACUGCCUCAAAGGGUGCUGUGCUCGCCAUGACCCGCGAGCUCGCCAUGGUCCACGCGCGCGAGGGCAUUCGCUUCAACUCGCUCUGCCCUGGCCCGCUUAAGACCCCUCUCCUUAUGGAUUACCUCAACACCCCUGAGAAGCUCAACCGCCGCCUGGUCCACUGCCCCAUGGGCCGCUUUGGCGAGGCUGUUGAGCAGGCCAAGUCGGUCGUCUUCCUCGCCUCGGACGACUCGUCGUACGUCAACGGCACCGACUUUAUGGUCGACGGUGGUCUCAUUGCGUGCUACGUCACCGCUGAGGGUGAACCCAAGGUCCCUGGCCCGCAGGGCCUCCUUGCCCAGCUCCAGCAGUAG